AUAUUUUCCUGCUUUUAAGAGACAACAGAGAGAGAUAAAUAUGGAUGGUUUUAAUCAAAUAGGGCUUCCUAUACUGGGAAUUGUGGCAGCUGCUGCUGUUACCUUCUAUGCCGUAAGCUUUGCUGAGAUCAGAGAAAAAUCUUUCAGAGACUUGGACGACUCAGAGGCCGAGAAUGAAGGAUACAAGCCGUCUCCAAGCUCCAGGGAAAGACGGGCAAGAAGAAAAGCUCAAAAAGAGUCCAAAACCUGAAAACCUUUACGUAAACCCCAUUUUGAUUGCGGGCAAAGAUCGAGAGAUGUAUAUGGGUUAACUCACAAUUUGCUAUUCAUCGUCAAGAGAUACCGGACACAGAGACGUAUACUUGGCUGGUCCAAAAUUAUAUAAGAAACUGUUGAAACUCUAUGUCGAAUAUUGUUUGUUUAAAUCAAUAAAGUGUUCCAAAUACCUUUGAAUCUCUUAA
This is a messenger RNA of Morus notabilis, 461 nucleotides long. RefSeq lists its product as uncharacterized. Lineage: Eukaryota; Viridiplantae; Streptophyta; Magnoliopsida; Rosales; Moraceae. The transcript has 3 exons. The record is from RefSeq and is a predicted model, not a curated record. The coding region runs from base 41 to 250 and encodes 69 amino acids.